AUCUGCAUGCAUAGAGAUGAAGAGGAACAAUGCGAAGCAUUUGUAUGAUAUCUUGGACGGGUCAGGGUUGCAUAGGCAUAUUGCAGGAUCAAGUUGGCAGCCAUUGAAGAAGAGAAGCGCAACAUUUACGACUAUUGCCUUCUUGUUCUUGUUGUUCUUCUUUGUUGCUGCGCUGGUGUAUGGUGCAGGCUGGAGUGUUGAUAUUGACUCUUUUAUAUUUUCAGGUGCUUCUUCUAACAAAUCAAUCCUAACACCAACAACAACAAUACCCAAAACCAUUGAAUUCCCACUCCAAUGUACCACAGACACAAAUGUCACACAAACUUGUCCAAGAACCUACCCUAGCAAACACAACCCUACAAAUCCUAACCUUCCAUCAAAUGUCACAUGCCCAGCAUACUUCCGAUGGAUCCACGAAGAUCUACGGCCGUGGAGAGAGACAGGAAUCACUAGGGACAUGGUGGAGCGAGCGCGCAGGACGGCACAUUUUAGGCUCGUGAUCGUGGACGGCAAGGCCUACCUAGAGAAGUAUAGGCAGUCCAUACAAACUAGGGACAUGUUUACAUUAUGGGGUAUUUUGCAGCUUCUAAGGGUAUACCCUGGUAGAUUGCCUGACUUGGAGAUCAUGUUCGACUGUGAUGAUCGGCCUGUGGUCCGAUCAAGAGACUUUCAGGGACCAAAUGCAGGCCCACCUCCUGUUUUCCGAUACUGCGCCGAUGAAGGCAGCUUGGACAUUGUGUUCCCAGAUUGGUCUUUUUGGGGCUGGGCGGAGACCAAUAUAAAGCCAUGGAAAAACUUACUGCCAAAAAUAAAGGAAGGCAAUAAAAGAACAAAGUGGAAGGAUAGGGUGCCCUAUGCUUACUGGAAAGGUAACCCAAAUGUUGCUCCAACCAGGAAAGACCUUCUCAAAUGCAACGUUUCAGACCAAAAUGACUGGAAUACACUCCUAUACAUUCAGAACUGGGAAAAAGAAUCCAAAGAAGGAUACAAGCAGUCCAGCUUAGAAGACCAAUGCAAGCACAGAUACAAAAUUUAUAUAGAAGGCUGGGCAUGGUCUGUGAGUGAAAAAUACAUAAUGGCAUGUGAUUCUAUGACCUUGUAUGUUAACCCUCAUUUCUACGAUUUCUACAUGAGAGGCAUGCUACCAUUGGAGCAUUAUUGGCCGAUUAGGGACAACAGCAAGUGCACUUCUCUCAAAUUUGCUGUGGAAUGGGGUAAUAAUCACACAGAAAAGGCAGAGGCAAUUGGGAAAGCAGCAAGCAACUUCAUACAAGAAGAUCUGAAGAUGGACUAUGUGUAUGAUUACAUGUUUCAUGUACUGAAUGAGUAUGCAAAGCUCUUGAAAUUCAAGCCAACGAUACCUCCUAACGCAGUCGAACUAUGUUCUGAAACAAUGGCAUGCCCUACAACUGGCACAUGGAAUAAAUUCAUGGAGGAGUCCAUGGUGAUGUCUCCUAGUGAUGAAAUCCCAUGUUCUUUGCCUCCUCCGUAUGAUCCUCAAGCUCUUCGCAGUUUUCUCGAGAGAAAAGCCAACUCAACUAGGCAAGUGGAAGAUUGGGAAAAUGAAUAUUGGCAGAAUUCUAGAAAACCAUAG
Fragaria vesca subsp. vesca is the source of this 1594-nucleotide messenger RNA. Its product is annotated as O-glucosyltransferase rumi-like. The record is from RefSeq and is a predicted model, not a curated record. The coding region runs from base 17 to 1594 and encodes 525 amino acids. The transcript is spliced from 6 exons. Lineage: Eukaryota; Viridiplantae; Streptophyta; Magnoliopsida; Rosales; Rosaceae.